AUGUCAUCUUCUCGUCCAGUGACUCCUAAUCUGAGGAGAAGUAGUGGGAAUAAUAAUAGCAGUGGUAGCGGUGCAGGUUAUAGAAGACAUCUGCAUCGAUCAUCUGGUGUUUACCUUUUAACUCAAUCCCCCAAGAUUCAUUAUCCUAUUGAUCCUGAUCAUUUACCUUUGGAAUCAACUUUAAAUACAGAGAAAUUUGAAAGAUUAAGUGAUUCAUUAGAAGAAUUGGAUGCCAAUAUCACCAACUUACAAUCAAUUCAUGAUGCCAUAUCAAAUCAAUUCAAUGAAUCAUUUGCUAGUUUCUUAUAUGGAUUAAGUAUUACUAUGUGGUGUGUUGAUUUUCCAGGAUGUCCAACUAAAGAAAGUUGGUCUAAAUUACAAUCUAGAAGAGAAUUGGAUUCAAGAAUCAAUGAAUUACAAGAUAAAUUAAAGCAAUCAAAAUUAAAAAAUGAAGCAUUAAAGAAGAAAUUAAAAGAUCAACAACCUCAAGAAAGAAGAUCAUUAUUGGUGAAUCGAGCACCACCAGCAACUACUGAAGAAGAUUCAUAUUUAACUAACGAAGGAUCCUUCGUAUCAUAUCCACAACCAGUAUCAUCAUCACUUGCCACAUCUAGAUUAUCAAGAAUACCUCAACCUAUAGGGAAGCCAUCCACCAGGGAAGUAACAGUUACAUCUAGUAGACGAACUGGACCUAAUUUGAAUCAACCUCCACGAUAUCUUAAAGGUUUAUUUGACAGUACCAAUAAUAGAAUAUCCACAACAUCAACAUCAUCUACUACACCAUCUAAUAGAACCACAAAAUCAAUUUUAAAAUCAGGUCCACCAAGAAGAAAUCCUCCACCUUUAAGAACAACUCCAAAUAGAAUAUCAAAGAGAUCCAUAAGGUGA
Molecule: messenger RNA, 888 nt
Organism: Scheffersomyces coipomensis
Lineage: Eukaryota; Fungi; Ascomycota; Pichiomycetes; Serinales; Debaryomycetaceae
Gene: DAM1
Product: Dam1p
Exons: 1
Coding region: 1-888 (295 amino acids)
Biological process (GO): mitotic sister chromatid biorientation
Cellular component (GO): mitotic spindle polar microtubule; DASH complex; mitotic spindle
Source: RefSeq, a predicted model, not a curated record